Crotalus tigris (Tiger rattlesnake) is the source of this 1880-nucleotide messenger RNA. RefSeq names its product transmembrane protein 238-like. NCBI's taxonomy places the organism in Eukaryota, Metazoa, Chordata, Lepidosauria, Squamata, Viperidae. The coding region runs from base 1125 to 1784 and encodes 219 amino acids. The record is from RefSeq and is a predicted model, not a curated record. The transcript has 2 exons.
CCAGCAGUCCGUAUAAAACAUCUUUACCUUUCUCAAGCCACUAACCUUUCAGUGCAAAGGAAAGGCAGGUUCAAUCUUCUUUCUCCCUCUUGCCGUUUUUAGAAUUUGAUAAAUGUAAAAAAAAAAAAAAAAUCUAGGAUGCUGCACAAUUUACAACCUUUUUCGUACAAAGAUACAGGCUUUUCUAAAUUAAAAAAAAAUUUCUGGAUGGCCAACUAGGUGAGAAGGGGGCAGGUCUCUGCAGUGUGAGGGAUGUGGCCCAGCCUCAGUGCUCCAGAUGUGAAGGGUUCCAUCGUGAUCAUCUUCGUGGCCAAUGGGGGGAAAGGGGGGGUCUCAGGUGUGAGGAGCAUGGCCCUCCUUCAGCUGCAGGUGUGACCGGGCAUAUCCUGUCUCAAUAACCAACUAGGUGAGAAGGGUUCUAUCUUUGCGGAUAUGUAGGGCAGGGCCCUUCAUCCCAACAGGCACGAGUAUGUGCGUCUCCAUCUCUAGCAGGUGUGAAGUACAUAGCCCUCAAAGUGUAAGAGUGAGUAUGUCUUGGUAACCAACUAGGCGAAAAGGCGACCAGCCAGGUGAAAAAGGGACCUAUGUCCCCACAAGGUGUGAGAGGGGUUGUGGCUUGCCUUACCCCAGUUGAGGCUUCAGGUAUAAGUGGGCGUGUCUUAUCUCCAUCUUGGUGACCAACCUGGGGAGAAAGGGAUGUGUCCCUGCCUCAGUGCAGGAGCUCCAGGUGAGCCCCACCUGCAGCUCAGUGACCAAGGAGGGAGGAAGGGGAAGUGCCCCCCUGCAAGUUGGGGGGGCUUGCCCUGCCUCCCACCUGCUGGUCCUCCAAGCAGGAGUGGACACCUCCCCUCCUCCAUCUCCCUGGACAACUGGGCGAGCAGGGGGCUUCAGGUAGUGUCCCUGCCUCAACACAGGAGCGCCAGGUGUGUCCCAACUGCACCUCAGGGACUAACUAGGGAGGACGGGGAUGCUCUCUCGCAACUGGGCGCGCAGGGGGCUCCGGGCGCACCUCGUUUAGGUGCGCCCCGCUCAGGUGGGCGUCUCCAGGGGGAUGACGCGAGGCCCUCCGCCCCCGAGGUAGGCUAGGGUAGGGGGUCUCCGGCCCAGGGCUGUUGCAGGGGCGGAUGGCGUCGGAGACCCUCCGGCGCAAGUGGGGCCGGUGCGGGUGCGCGCUGGGGCUGGCGCUCUUCUUCGACGCGCUGGGCUUGGCGGGGCUGGUGGUAGGCAGCUUGCUGGACACGUCCGUCUCCGACCUGCUCAUCUACCUGGGCGGCGUGAGCGUCUUCUUCAGCCUGCCCUGGUGGGUCUUCUGGCACGUGGGCAACCUGGAGGUGCCGCCGGACGAGCUGCGGGACGACGUGGGGCUGGGCUCCCGAAGCGGCGACGCCUGGAGCCUGGAAAGCUGGCGGGUCCGGCGUCUGGCUCUCCUCGCCCGCGCCUUCAGCACCCACUUCUCCUUGCCCUCCUCCAUCGCCUCCUCCUCCGCCCCGUCCCAGGCCGGCCGCCUCCGCGCCCACUUCGCCGCCUCCAGUAUCAGCACCAGCACCGGCCCCGACGAGGCGGAGAAGCUGCAGCAGCCGUCCCAGCAAUCCCAGCAGUUCCUGCCCCCCCAGGACGGGGCAUCCGAUCCGGCUCUUGCAAGAGGCAGCACGCCCCCCUCCCUGCCCACCAUCUCCCUUUCCAACGUCGGCGCAAUAACCCUGCAGAGUUUGAUUGGAAGCUUUAAUUCAUGGAAAGAUCGUGGAAAACAAGAAUCCUCAAAGUCACUGGAUACCACAAAAUGACAUAAACAUACCUUCUCUGACACAGUUUAUAACACCCUGGAAACACUAUUUAUGCCUCCAAGUGACAGUCGAACUGCAUCAUAAAAGGACUGUGCU